CACGCGUAAAGAGUUCGCUCUACUCGGUCGCAAAGCACCACAGCUUGUCUCGUCUCUCAGCAGCUCACUCACCCCGUCUACGGGGGUACCAUCUCCUUGUUUACUAACUACCAGGGGAUAUAAUCCUUUCUGGUGAUGUUGUGAUUUUCCUAGGUACUUUACUCGCGCUGCGCGUAGCCUCGUCAAGAUGUACAUCAAGCAAAUUAUCAUCCAAGGCUUUAAGAGCUACAAGGACCAAACGGUCAUCGAACCUUUCUCCCCAAAGCACAAUGUUAUAGUCGGCCGCAACGGUUCCGGCAAGAGUAACUUCUUCGCCGCGAUCCGUUUCGUGCUUAGCGAUGCAUACACCCAGAUGGGCAGAGAGGAGCGUCAGGCUCUUCUGCACGAGGGAUCUGGGUCUGCAGUUAUGUCAGCCUACGUCGAGGUCAUCUUCGACAACUCGGAUGAUCGAUUCCCUACGGGCAGGCCGGAACUGGUUCUACGCCGUACCAUUGGUCUGAAGAAAGAUGAAUACACGCUGGAUCGUAAGAACGCGACUAAAGCAGACGUCAUGAACCUGCUCGAAUCCGCUGGUUUCUCCAGAUCGAAUCCUUACUAUAUCGUCCCCCAGGGACGUGUUACGACCCUGACGAAUAUGAAGGACUCCGAGCGUCUUGUUCUGCUCAAGGAAGUGGCAGGAACACAGGUCUACGAAGCGCGUCGUGCGGAGUCGCUGAAAAUCAUGAACGAGACGAACAACAAGCGCGCUAAGAUCGAUGAGCUGCUAGACUACAUCAAUGAGAGACUGGGCGAGCUAGAGGAGGAGAAAGACGAGCUCCGAAAUUAUCAAGAACAGGACAGAGAGCGGAGAUGCCUGGAAUACACGAUUUAUUCUCGUGAACAGGCGGAGAUCGCUGCCGCUCUUGACAGCAUCGAAGGACAAAGGCAGACUGGCCUGGAAGACACUGAUGUUAAUCGAGAACACUUCAUCCAGGGUGAAAAGGACAUGGCACAGAUCGAUGCGGAAAUUGCGGAGUGCAAGCAACAGAUCGAGUUCUUGAAAGUCGACAAAGCUCAACUGGAAGAUGAACGUCGUGAAUCUUCCAAAGCGCUUGCCCAAGCCGAGUUGAAGGCCAAGUCCCUCGCUGAUGGCCAGUCAGCAGCACAACAGUCGAAGAUGCGCCAUGACGCCGACUUGAAGUCUGUUCAGGCGGCAAUCGAGCAACGUGAAGCCGAACUUGCUGAGCUAAACCCGCGCUUCAAUGCGGAAAAGGAGCAGGAAGAAAAGGUGAAAGCUCAGCUUGAUGAGGCCGAUACGGCUCGUCAGAGACUAUACGCCAAACAGGGCCGCAAUUCCCGUUUCAAGAACAAGGCGGAGCGUGAUAAAUGGCUUCAGAAGGAAAUCAGAGAUAACUACACAUCAAUCUCGACUGUCAAGGCUGUGCGGAUGCAAACUGGCGAAGAGAUCAAAGAGCUCGAAAAUGAUAUUGCGAUCUUGGAACCUGAAGUCGAAAGUUUACGCAAGCAGAUCGAGGGCAGGGGAGACACGAUGCAAUCCAUGGACCAGCAGGUGCAGGCGGCUAAAGACGAAAGGGAUCGACUUAUGGACCAGAGAAAGGAGCUAUGGAGAGAAGAGGCCAAACUCGACUCAAUAUUAUCAAACGCGUCACAGGAGGUCGAGCGCGCUGAGAGGAAUCUCGCUCAAAUGAUGGAUCACAAUACCAGCCGCGGAGUUGCAGCGGUACGUCGGAUCGCGCGUCAGCACAACAUCCAGGGCGUUUAUGGGACGAUGGCCGAGCUAGUCGAGGUCAACGACAGAUACAGAACCGCGGUAGAAGUUACUGCCGGCCAGAGUCUUUUCCAUUACAUUGUGGAUACCGAUGACACUGCUACCAAAGUGCUUGAGAUACUCCAAAAGGAGAAAUCAGGCAGAGUGACCUUUAUGCCCCUAAACAGACUGCGACCCCGCCCCAUUAACAUGCCGAAAGCAAGUGACACUAUCCCGAUGAUCGAAAAGCUCCAAUUUGAUCCCAAGUAUGAGAAGGCUUUUCAGCAGGUCUUUGGUAAGACUAUCAUCUGUCCAAACCUGCAGGUUGCAUCUCAAUACGCGCGUAGCCACGGUGUCAACGCGAUCACCCCGGAAGGUGACCGAUCUGACAAGAGAGGUGCUCUGACUGGUGGUUUCCAUGAUUCUCGCUCGUCUCGUCUUGAGGCCAUGAAGAAUCUAUCAAAAUGGCGAGAGGAAUACGAAGCCAAGAGAAACCGGGGGACGGAGAUCAGGAGGGAGCUUGAGAAGAUGGACCAGAUGAUUACCAGGGCCGUCGGUGAACUUCAGAAAUUGGAGCAGCGUCGACAACAGGUUCACGGUAGCAGCGGGCCUCUGCGACAGGAGCUGCGAAGCAAGCGUGACCUUCUACAGAACAAAAUCGAUAACCUCGAUGCGAAACGACGAGCUCUACGUAAUAUUGAAUCGAACCUGGCUGCUCUCAAUGAUCAGGUCAAUGCUUUGGAGGCUGAAUUGUCUUCGCCCUUCUCGAAAGCACUCACCGGGGAAGAAGAGGGCCGUCUAGAUACUCUAAACUCGAUGGUUCAAGAUCUCCGCCGCCAGUAUUCUGAGCUCUCUAGCCGACGAAGCGAGCUUGAAGCACGGAAGUCCGUGCUCGAGGUCGAGCUUCGAGAGAACCUGAACCCCCUUUUGGACCAACUCCUCAGUCAGGAUCUUGAAAUCGGAGAGGAUGCCACUGGCGGCAACCUCAAGGAGAGCCAGCGAGACGCGAAGCGACUGAGCAAAGCUUUAGAGAAGAUCACCCAACGUCUUCAGCAGGUGGAGGAGUCGGUUGAGACAGCUAACGCGCAGGUCAGCCAAUUAGAACAGCGCAAAGCCGAAAUCAGAAGAGAGCUCGAGGAGCUGGCCAGAUCCAUCGAGAAACACCAGAGAAGAAUGGAGAAGAGCAUGCAGAAGAAGGCCGCCUUGACAAAACAGGCAGCUGAAUGCAGUGCCAACAUCCGAGACUUGGGAGUCUUGCCAGAUGAAGCUUUCACAAAGUACAAGAACACCGAUUCCAACGCGGUCGUCAAGAAGCUGCACAAGGUCAACGAGGCGUUGAAGAAGUACUCACACGUCAACAAGAAGGCAUUCGAGCAGUACAACAAUUUCACCAAGCAACGGGAGACUCUCACGAAGCGUCGUGAGGAGCUCGACGCUUCUCAAAGGUCCAUCGAUGAGCUGAUUUCUGUGCUCGACCAGAGGAAGGACGAGGCCAUAGAGCGAACGUUCAAGCAGGUGUCACGAGAGUUUGCGCUGGUCUUUGAGAAAUUGGUACCCGCCGGCCGUGGUCGCUUGAUCAUUCAGCGCAAGACAGAUCGGCCUUUGCAACAGGAUGAUGUCGACUCUGAUGAUGAAGAACACCAUGAGAGUGUCGAGAACUACGUUGGUGUUAGUAUCAGCGUCAGCUUUAACAGCAAGCACGACGAACAACAGCGUAUCCAGCAGCUCAGCGGUGGACAGAAGAGUUUGUGUGCUCUGGCACUGGUUUUUGCUAUCCAGGCCUGUGAUCCUGCUCCAUUCUAUCUGUUCGAUGAGAUUGACGCCAACCUGGACGCUCAGUAUCGUACGGCAGUCGCACAGAUGCUCAAGUCUAUCUCGGACUCCACUAACGGACAAUUUAUCUGCACGACUUUCCGACCGGAGAUGUUGCUGGUUGCGGAGAAGUGCUACGGUGUCAGUUUCCGGAACAAAGCCAGUACGAUCGACGUGGUGUCGACGGAAGAGGCUCUGAAGUUUGUGGAGGAACAGAAGACAUGAUACGGGAGUUUCGCACAUGUACAACGCCUGUGGGGACUCUAUGCUUCUUGUUUUGUACGGGAUACCAUCUGUUCGAAGUUCUGCUUGCUGUUGCUAUUUGAUGGCUGCUUGGCUGGCUUGAGGUUAUCUACGGUGUUCCCUGGGGAUUAGUUGUUUUUAAUGAUCGCUACGGAAUGCUAGUUAUUUGCGGUUGAUGGGGACCUGUGUAUAUGCUUUGAAAAUUCAUAUGCCAUUAAUUGCAACUGAAAGUUGGGUAGUCAUCCAGAAGUACUUAACUAAGCAAUCUAUGG
Molecule: messenger RNA, 4074 nt
Organism: Paecilomyces variotii
Lineage: Eukaryota; Fungi; Ascomycota; Eurotiomycetes; Eurotiales; Thermoascaceae
Product: chromosome segregation protein SudA
Exons: 5
Coding region: 188-3784 (1198 amino acids)
Biological process (GO): mitotic sister chromatid cohesion
Cellular component (GO): chromosome
Molecular function (GO): protein binding; ATP binding; ATP hydrolysis activity
Source: RefSeq, a predicted model, not a curated record